This is a messenger RNA of Colletes gigas, 6828 nucleotides long. RefSeq names its product myosin heavy chain, muscle (gene Mhc). Gene Ontology annotation, molecular function: actin filament binding; ATP binding; cytoskeletal motor activity. Bases 224 to 6088 code for a protein of 1954 amino acids. The record is from RefSeq and is a predicted model, not a curated record. The transcript has 26 exons. Gene Ontology annotation, cellular component: myosin complex. NCBI's taxonomy places the organism in Eukaryota, Metazoa, Arthropoda, Insecta, Hymenoptera, Colletidae.
GGCCGAUUAGAACGUGCCGCCAGAAGUAGUCCGUCCACCGCCGAAUUCUCCAGGAAACGAGAAGAAGAGUGAAGAAACGAAGCAAUAAGGAAAUCCCUUCCCACCCCUCGACACGUGGGAAAACGACGACGUAGAAGGCGCGUAGGCCUUCCUGGGAACAAGAGAACGUUACGAUAGCGAGUCGAGUGAAUUGAUUAAUAGCCGAAAGAGAAACUAAGCGAAGAUGCCGAGACCAGUGCAGCAAGUCGGGGAUGAUCCCGAUCCAACCCCUUACCUGUUCGUCUCCCUCGAGCAGAAGAGAAUCGAUCAGACGAAACCGUACGACGCGAAGAAAGCGUGUUGGGUGCCGGACGAGAAGGAAGGAUACCUCCUUGGUGAAAUAAAGGCCACCAAGGGCGAUGUCGUCACCGUCGGAUUGCCUGGCGGCGAGACCAGGGACUUCAAGAAGGACCAGCUGCAGCAGGUGAACCCGCCGAAGUAUGAGAAAGCCGAGGACAUGUCAAAUUUGACCUACCUCAACGAUGCUUCGGUUCUUCACAAUCUAAAACAACGUUACUACGCCAAACUCAUCUACACUUACUCUGGCCUGUUCUGCGUAGCUAUAAAUCCCUACAAAAGAUUCCCCGUGUACACGUCGAGGUGCGCGAAAUUGUACAGAGGCAAGAGGCGUAAUGAGGUGCCGCCACAUAUUUUCGCCAUUUCCGAUGGAGCGUACGUGAACAUGCUGACCAACAGCGAGAAUCAGUCCAUGUUGAUUACCGGUGAGUCUGGUGCUGGUAAGACUGAGAACACGAAGAAAGUAAUCGCGUACUUCGCCACCGUCGGUGCCUCGACCAAGAAAGCCGACGAGAAGGCAGAGAAGAAAGGUUCCCUGGAGGACCAGGUUGUACAAACCAACCCUGUGCUGGAAGCGUUCGGUAAUGCCAAAACCGUCCGUAAUGACAACUCUUCCCGUUUCGGUAAAUUCAUCCGUAUUCACUUUGGUCCCUCUGGAAAACUGGCUGGUGCGGAUAUCGAGACCUAUCUGCUGGAGAAGGCCCGUGUCAUCUCUCAACAGACUUUGGAACGUUCGUACCACAUCUUCUACCAAAUGAUGUCCGGUUCUGUGAAGGGUUUGAAGGACAUGUGCUGCCUCUCGAACAACAUCCAAGAUUACUACUUCGUCUCUCAAGGGAAAACCACGAUCCCGAACGUCGACGACGGCGAGGAGUGUCUUUUGACCGACCAAGCCUUCGACGUGCUGGGAUUCACCCAAGAGGAGAAGGACGACAUCUACAAGAUCACCGCUGCUGUAAUGCACAUGGGAGGCAUGAAAUUCAAGCAAAGGGGUCGUGAAGAACAGGCUGAAGCUGAUGGAACAGAGGAAGGUGAACGAGUCGCCAAGUUGCUGGGUUGCGACUGUCAGGAUCUUUACAAGAACUUGUUGAAACCGAGGAUCAAGGUCGGUAACGAGUUCGUGACCCAAGGUCGUAACAAGGAUCAAGUGGCGUACUCCGUGGGUGCCAUGUCGAAGGCCAUGUUUGACAGAUUGUUCAAAUGGUUGGUCAAGAAGUGUAACGAAACCCUGGACACCAAACAGAAGAGACAACACUUCAUCGGUGUACUAGAUAUUGCCGGUUUUGAGAUUUUCGACUUCAACAGCUUCGAGCAGCUCUGCAUCAACUUCACCAAUGAGAAGCUUCAACAGUUCUUCAACCACCAUAUGUUCGUCCUCGAACAAGAAGAGUACACGAAGGAGGGCAUUCAGUGGGAGUUCAUAGAUUUUGGCAUGGAUCUCCUCGCGUGUAUUGAACUGAUCGAAAAGCCUAUGGGUAUCUUGUCCAUUCUUGAAGAAGAAUCUAUGUUCCCGAAAGCUACCGACAAGACGUUCGAGGAGAAGUUGAACAACAAUCACCUUGGCAAGAGUCCCAACUUCUUGAAACCAAAACCACCGAAACCAGGCCAACAAGCAGCCCACUUCGCCAUCGGCCAUUAUGCCGGAAACGUCCCGUACAACAUCACCGGUUGGUUGGAGAAGAACAAGGACCCGCUGAACGACACUGUGGUCGAUCAGUACAAGAAAUCAUCCAACAAACUGUUGAUCGAGAUCUUCGCCGACCAUCCUGGACAGUCUGGAGACGCCGGUGGCGGUGGCGGUGGCAAAGGUGGACGUGGUAAGAAGGGUGGUGGUUUCUCGACGGUGUCCUCCUCGUACAGGGAACAGCUGAACAACCUAAUGACCACCCUGAGAGCCACCCAACCCCACUUCGUCCGUUGUAUCAUCCCCAACGAGUUGAAGCAACCGGGUGUGAUAGAUUCCCACCUUGUCAUGCACCAGCUGACUUGUAACGGUGUGCUUGAAGGCAUCCGUAUCUGUCGUAAAGGAUUCCCCAACAGAAUGAUGUAUCCCGACUUCAAGCUACGGUACAAGAUUCUGGCUCCGGCAGCCGUCGAUAAAGUGGCUUCCGACCCGAAGAAAGCCGCGGCGGCCAUUUUGGAAGCGUCAGGCCUCGAUCCCGAUCAGUAUCGUCUUGGACACACCAAGGUAUUCUUCCGUGCCGGAGUCCUGGGUCAGAUGGAGGAGUUCCGUGACGAACGACUCGGCAAGAUCGUGUCCUGGAUGCAGGCCUACAUCAGAGGUUACUUGGCCCGAAACGAUUACAAGAAACUGCAAGAACAGCGUCUGGCGUUGGUGGUCGUACAGAGGAACUUGAGAAAGUACCUGCAACUCCGUACUUGGCCAUGGUGGAAACUCUGGCAGAAAGUCAAGCCUCUCCUCAACGCCACUCGUAUCGAGGACGAGCUUGCUGCGUUCGAAGAGAAAGCGAGAAAGGCGCAGGAGGCUUUCGAGAGGGAAGAAAAGCUGCGCAAGGAGCUCGAGGAACAGAACACGAAAAUAACAGCGGAAAGAAACGCGUUGCAACGGCAGCUGGAUGGCGAGAAAGGCUCCCUAUCAGAAUACAUGGAGAAGUCCCUGAAAUUGGCUGCUCAGAAGGCUGAUCUCGAGUCGCAACUUCAGGAUCUCAACGACAGAUUCAAAGAAGAAGAAGACUCGAGGAACAACCUGUUCCAAAACAAGAAGAAGCUCGAACAGGAGGUGGCAGGCUUGAAGAAGGACAUCGAGGACCUCGAGCUGAAUCUCCAGAAAUCCGAGGCGGACAAGGCGACGAAGGACCACCAGAUCCGCAACUUGAACGACGAGAUCGCCCACCAGGACGAGCUGAUCAACAAACUGAACAAGGAGAAGAAGAACCAAGGCGAGGUGAACCAGAAGACCGGCGAGGAACUCCAGGCAGCCGAAGACAAAGUCAAUCACCUGAACAAAGUCAAACUGAAACUCGAGCAUACUCUCGACGAGCUCGAGGAUUCCCUCGAACGUGAGAAGAAAUCACGAGCUGACGUAGAAAAGGCUAAGAGGAAGGUUGAGGGUGAUUUGAAGCUCACGCAAGAAGCGGUGGCGGACCUCGAGAGGAACAAGAAGGAGCUCGAGCAGACCAUCCAACGCAAGGACAAAGAGCUGUCGUCGUUGACUGCUAAACUCGAGGACGAGCAGUCGUUGGUGGGCAAACUCCAGAAACAGAUCAAGGAGCUGCAAGCGCGCAUCGAGGAGCUCGAGGAAGAGAUCGAAGCUGAACGUGGCUCUCGCGUGAAGGCCGAGAAACAGCGCAGCGACCUUGCACGAGAACUUGAGGAACUUGGCGAACGUCUCGAAGAGGCUGGCGGCGCGACCUCCGCUCAGAUCGAGCUCAACAAAAAGAGGGAGGCCGAGCUUAGCAAACUCCGCAGGGACCUCGAGGAAGCCAACAUUCAGCACGAGGCCACUCUUGCCAGUUUGCGCAAGAAGCACAACGAUGCCGUUGCCGAAAUGGGAGAACAGAUUGACACACUCAACAAGCUCAAGGCCAGGGUUGAGAAGGAGAAGGUCCAAUACUUCAGCGAAUUAAACGACAUGCGAGCGAGCGUCGACCACCUGAGCAACGAAAAGGCCGCCCAAGAGAAGAUCGUGAAGCAGCUGCAGCACCAGUUGAACGAGACCCAGGGCAAACUGGAGGAAGUGAACCGCACUUUGAACGACUUCGACGCCGCCAAGAAGAAGCUGUCGAUCGAGAACAGCGAUCUUCUGCGCCAGCUGGAGGAGGCAGAGUCCCAAGUCAGUCAACUUUCCAAGAUCAAGAUCUCGUUGACGACGCAGCUCGAGGACACGAAACGACUGGCCGACGAGGAGGGAAGGGAACGCGCCACGCUUCUCGGCAAAUUCCGAAACCUGGAACACGACCUGGACAACAUUCGGGAACAAGUCGAGGAGGAGGCAGAGGGCAAGGCGGAUCUGCAGAGGCAGCUGAGCAAGGCGAACGCGGAAGCGCAACUGUGGCGCACGAAAUACGAGUCCGAGGGCGUGGCCAGGGCAGAGGAGCUCGAGGAAGCGAAGAGGAAACUGCAGGCACGAUUGGCGGAAGCCGAGGAGACCAUAGAGUCACUCAACCAGAAGGUGAUCGCUCUCGAGAAGACGAAACAGAGACUGUCGACGGAGGUCGAGGACCUGCAGAUCGAGGUGGAUCGCGCGACAGCGGUUGCCAACGCUGCGGAGAAGAAACAGAAGGCCUUCGACAAGAUUAUCGGCGAAUGGAAGCUCAAGGUCGACGAUCUGGCGGCAGAACUCGACGCCAGCCAGAAGGAAUGCCGCAACUACAGCACGGAACUCUUCAGGCUCAGAGGUGCAUACGAGGAAGGUCAAGAACAAUUGGAGGCUGUACGUCGCGAGAACAAGAACCUCGCGGACGAGGUAAAGGAUCUGUUGGACCAGAUCGGCGAGGGUGGACGCAACAUCCACGAAAUCGAGAAGGCCAGGAAGCGCCUGGAGGCUGAGAAGGAUGAGCUUCAAGCCGCCCUGGAGGAAGCCGAGGCCGCCCUCGAACAAGAGGAGAACAAAGUUCUGCGCAGCCAGCUCGAGCUCAGCCAAGUUCGACAAGAGAUCGACCGUCGCAUCCAGGAGAAAGAAGAGGAAUUCGAGAACACCAGAAAGAACCACCAACGUGCUCUUGACUCCAUGCAAGCGUCCCUCGAAGCGGAAGCCAAGGGUAAAGCCGAGGCACUGCGCAUGAAGAAGAAGCUGGAGGCUGACAUCAAUGAAUUGGAAAUCGCUCUGGAUCACGCGAACAAAGCGAACGCCGAAGCCCAGAAGAACAUCAAGAGAUACCAGCAGCAACUGAAGGACGUGCAGACCGCCCUUGAGGAAGAGCAACGGGCGCGCGACGAGGCCAGAGAACUCCUUGGAAUCUCCGAACGUCGGGCCAACGCUCUGCAGAACGAACUCGAAGAGAGCCGCACUCUUCUCGAGCAAGCAGAUCGCGGACGUCGCCAGGCUGAACAAGAACUGGGCGAUUGCCACGAGCAGUUGAACGAACUUGGUGCUCAGAACGCCUCUAUAUCCGCUGCCAAGAGGAAACUCGAGGCUGAACUCCAGACCCUCCACUCUGACCUGGACGAACUGUUGAACGAAGCGAAGAAUUCCGAGGAGAAGGCGAAGAAAGCAAUGGUGGACGCGGCCAGGCUGGCCGACGAGCUCAGAGCCGAACAGGAUCACGCUCAGACUCAAGAGAAACUGCGCAAGGCUCUCGAGACGCAGAUCAAGGAGCUCCAGGUGCGUCUGGACGAGGCAGAGGCGAACGCCCUGAAGGGCGGCAAGAAGGCCAUUCAGAAGCUCGAGCAACGCGUACGCGAGUUGGAGAACGAGCUGGACGGAGAACAGAGGAGACACGCCGAUGCUCAGAAGAACCUCCGCAAGUCCGAACGUCGCAUCAAGGAACUGAGCUUCCAGGCUGACGAGGACCGCAAGAACCACGAGCGUAUGCAAGAUCUUGUCGACAAACUCCAGCAGAAGAUCAAGACGUACAAGAGACAAAUCGAGGAAGCCGAGGAAAUCGCUGCUCUGAAUCUUGCCAAAUUCCGUAAAGCCCAACAGGAACUCGAGGAGGCCGAGGAGAGAGCGGAUCUUGCCGAACAGGCGAUCACCAAGUUCCGCACCAAGGGACGCGGAGGAAGUGCCGCGCGCGGUCUAAGCCCAGCGCCGCAACAGAAGGCCCGCAAGGCGCCUUCCGCAAUGGAGUAAAGAACAUCAUGCCGGUCCAUCCACACCGACCUACGUUCAAACCCCAAUUGGAUGGUUCCUCAUUCCCGCCACGCUUCGACCUGCAGCCCGAUGGUGAACUGUAAAGAUCGACGCGACCAACUUAACCCGUUAGAGACUCGAUCGCAAUAGCUUGGCAAACGAAAGGAUUAAUCGCGAACGAGCGAACUUUCAUCGUGUCAUCUCGCCAAAUAACUCACCCCCAUCAUAUAUCACACAUUACACACCGACACACCGACGUACAAGUGUACACCAACGAUCUUUACUUUCAUCGACACGAGAAUGUCCACACGUGCUUGGUCACUUUGCCAGUUUCAAAAUGAGCGGAGAGAAAAAGAAAAAAAUAGAAGAAGGAUAAAAAUCACAAAGAAAUUAAACGUUUCCUCGUUUCAAACAUUGGAAUAAUAUCGAAUCGUUCGGGAACAGAUUAGGGAUACUAAACGUGGGAAGGGAUAAUUAAUCAAUUACCUUUCACCACUCGCGCUGACGGUCGAGGAAAGAGAGAGAGAGUGAACAAGUGAGAGUGAAAGAGCAAGAGAGAAAACGAGAGAAAGGAAAGAUGCGAGCGGUCGAGAUGAGAGGCGAACCAAAUACGAAAAGAAAAAAAAGAACAAUGAAGUUUCAAACAUAUACGGAUGUACGUGCACACUGGCAUACGCGCGAAUCAAGCGGACGAAAACGAUAUAUACUCGUAAUUAAGAAAAUAAAUUCAUCGCAAGAAA